Molecule: messenger RNA, 1134 nt
Organism: Protopolystoma xenopodis
Lineage: Eukaryota; Metazoa; Platyhelminthes; Monogenea; Polystomatidea; Polystomatidae
Source: the annotation of a GenBank genome assembly
AUGCAGGCCUAUACUUCAUUGUACACACUCCACGGGUUCUCUUGGAAACGCCCACUGCCUCUUACACAACUAGUUGGCGAUACGCCUAUUAUUUCUCACAUAUUAGAUCGCAUUAACGACAUGCACCAUGAAGAACGCCAUCUGUCUGCUUCAAGGCUACUUGAAGGUGCCGGGCUCGAGUCAAGUUUCCAAGUUGUAGACGGUCUGCGCUCUCGGCAAAUGACUAAUGAUUCAUGUCGUGGCUCUGGUACCCCUGAAACUAGUUCCUUAGGUACUUCAGCAGUUGAUCUUAUGCGCGCAGCACUCAGCCUCUUUAUCUCCAUCGACCAGGCGCGGCGUGGCCUUUGCCGUCAGGUCAGUCGGCACUUGUUUAUCUUGUCUAUGUCACCGAUUGACUUGACGGGUCUGAGCUCAAAUCCAAGCAUCUCUAUUGUUCCGGACAUCGGUAUGAGCUCAGAACGUGGCUCCGCCGUCUAUCAAACUGGCCGGGAACGGGUAAUAUCCGGUGGCAAGGAUCUGGAGGAUUACGAAGAUGGGGAUGACGACGAGGAUACGAAGGAAUUCCGGUCCCAGCGGCGACCGCAACGACUUACUCCACGGCAUCAGCAGCAUAAGCGAUUAGGAAAUGAAGAGAAGAAUACGUCCUCUUUGGGCCGCCUGUAUGUUGAGGGUCACAGUCCGGAAGAAAAUGAGGAUAUAGUACCAUGCUCUUCUAGUGACACGCAAAGUACUGAGGAAGCACCGGAAGGAGCAGAGCUACGCCACGCAGCCAUUGAGCGUGAUACAGAUCCGACUUCUAGCUUCGUCCAAAAUGGACAUCGAGUGUCUAUGCUGAGACCAUCCCAGGACAAGUCAAACGGAGAAAAUGUCCACGAUGGAUUCGGCAACGUCAAUAAUCACUUGUUCUCUAUUGGAGGUAGCUGUGGGCUCUCUUCUGCUGGAACGAUCAAUCCUCUGGUGGAGCUCAAGUCGCGUGGAGUAGCGCUCAGCGUCUUCUCCCCUGUGUGCCUUCCUAGCCUGGUUGAGCUCUAUCGGCUAGUCAAUGAUGACUCAGUGUUGCUCGUUGCUGAUGGCUGCUGGCAGACAAUUGCCUUAUGCAGUAAGCUGUUAAUUUAUUCAUUUUUAUGGAUGUAA